Messenger RNA from Fusarium sp. VM40, 579 nucleotides. Lineage: Eukaryota; Fungi; Ascomycota; Sordariomycetes; Hypocreales; Nectriaceae. The record is from the annotation of a GenBank genome assembly.
AUGACCGCUCCCCCGAUUUUGCCACUGUCAGCUUCGUCUACAUUCCCAAGAACGGGCAACCAUAGCAAGAGGAUUGAGGACUUCAGACCGGGCUAUCCCAGAUUUACAUCCCUUGUCUCUUCGCACAACCCAUUUUUUCUCUUCCGCCGUUUCAGCAGGCUGCGGGCUCGUCUUCUCCUAAUAAAGCAGGACAAAAUAUCAGUUCUGGAGAAGAAGCUCGAUGAUAUUGAUGAAUCUGAAAAGGCACCUAUCUUCCUUGGAAAAUGUCGCAUGGAUAGGAAUUCGGAUAGACUAACAAUCCUAUCUGAUAUCGAAACUAGCCUUGCUGAGUUUGAUGACCUCGUAGAAAGAACAGGCCGAACUCUCAGCUUUGGUCCUGCUGAACCAAGAGACACACAAAGCUUGAGAAACUGGUUGGAUGGCAAUCGAUGUGUCGCAAGAGAUGAGACGGCCUACCUCUUAUACGAGCGCGAUCUCUUCUCGCUGUCUCCCAUUGUCGAUAAUGCCGCUACUCGGCUGGAGAACUGGAUAGAGGAUUGGCUCGCACAGCUGUCCUCCAAGUUCCAAUUUGUCAGUUAA